CCUCUCUACACCGCGCAGCUAAACUUUGUUGGAGAAACCCUAAUCGGCGACAAUGGGUAUUUCUCGUGACUCCAUCCACAAGAGGCGUGCCACUGGAGGCAAGCAGAAGCAAUGGAGGAAGAAGCGAAAGUACGAGAUGGGAAGGCAGCCAGCCAACACCAAGCUCUCAAGCAACAAGACGGUCAGAAGAAUCAGAGUUCGUGGUGGAAAUGUUAAGUGGCGUGCGUUGAGGCUCGAUACUGGUAACUACUCUUGGGGAAGUGAAGCUGUUACCCGCAAGACCAGGGUCCUUGAUGUCGUCUACAAUGCCUCCAACAAUGAGCUUGUCCGUACUAAGACACUUGUCAAGAGUGCUAUUGUUCAGGUUGAUGCUGCUCCUUUCAAGCAGUGGUACCUCUCGCACUAUGGUGUUGAAGUUGGCCGCAAGAAGAAGAAUGCUUCUUCCACCAAGAAGGACGCAGAGGAAGGUGAAGAGGUAGCCGCUGUUGAGGAGACCAAGAAGAGCAACCACCUCUCGAGAAAGAUUGAGAGCCGUCAAGAGGGUCGCAGUCUUGAUUCACACAUUGAGGACCAAUUCGCAAGUGGACGUUUGUUGGCUUGUAUCUCUUCAAGGCCUGGCCAGUGCGGACGUGCUGAUGGAUACAUCUUGGAAGGUAAAGAGUUGGAGUUCUACAUGAAGAAGAUCCAGAAGAAGAAGGGCAAGGGUGCCGCUUAGAUUCUCUUCUUGUCUUACAACAUGUUUUGAGUUUUCAGUUUCAGUUGUCUGAGAAACUAUGUUUUUGGAUUAGCUUGUGGUAUUUCCAUGAACUCCCAUCAGUUAUUAUUAUGGUACAAUGUUUUUGUCUCGGAUCUUUGUUUUAAUUUUAAUCGAUAAUAUCAAUGAAUUCGGUCACUAGUU
Arabidopsis arenosa is the source of this 898-nucleotide messenger RNA. Lineage: Eukaryota; Viridiplantae; Streptophyta; Magnoliopsida; Brassicales; Brassicaceae. The record is from the annotation of a GenBank genome assembly.